CUUUUCGCCGGGAAGGCCAAGCGCGUGCGCGGUGGCGCCGGCCAGACCCCUUGGGGUGCUCGAGGCAGCGUGUGUGAGAAGGGGGAGCGCAAAGUGCGUGAGCGAGGGAGACGGGGAGCGCGCGCUCGCUGUCUCUUUAAGCCGCUCACUCAGGAGCCUGGGCGCGUGUUCAGCGCGGCGCCUCGCCUGGCGCGCCGCUCCGCUCUCCCUUCACUCGCGCAGGGGAAGCUUCCUCAGGCAGACGCGGACGGGCGCUCCGGCUCCUUGCUCUUGCGGAGACCCUCCGCGGGGCGCGGCCCGCUAGCCUCUCCCUGCCCCUCCCUCCCUCCCUUGCCAGCCCGAUUCAACAGGCGUCAUGGACCACGGCCCCAAAGAAGGGGACUCGGCCGGGGCAGCUGCUGGCGACGCCGCUCGAGGGGCUGCCGCCGCCGCCUCCUGCUCCGGCGGCGUGGUGGUGCAAGUGCGGGAGAAGAAAGGACCCCUUCGCGCCGCCAUCCCUUACAUGCCCUUCCCGGUGGCCGUCAUCUGCUUGUUCCUCAACACCUUCGUGCCAGGGCUAGGGACAUUUGUGUCUGCCUUCACGGUGUUGUGUGGAGCUCGGACCGACCUCCCCGACAGGCACAUCUGCUGUGUGUUCUGGUUGAACAUUGCAGCAGCUCUGAUUCAGAUCCUCACAGCGAUUGUGAUGGUUGGCUGGAUCAUGAGUAUAUUUUGGGGAAUGGACAUGGUCAUUCUUGCCAUUUCACAAGGGUACAACGAACAUAGGAUCCCUCAGCACUUGUGAUGCGGUUUGGCACCAAUGACGCACAAAGAUAACUUCGUUUUUGUCCUUCUUUUUCCUCUGUCCAGCGGAGCGGAGGUGCAGAGCGGCAGAGAGUGACCUUCACUGAUCACUUUGACAGCCAACACCACCGUGAAGGCGCUGCCAUGUGGAUUUUGGGACUAGCACAGCCAAUGCUCCGGCGUGACAGGCAAGCCAUUCCAAAAGCGGGAGGGGAGCCAUUGGCUAAGCUGAGAUGUCACCGAGGAGGAUGGCAAUGGAGCAAAACAUCAAAGGGAAGGGACCUGCUAGCUAGAGAUGUUACCAUUCUCUCCAUCUGCAGGUGGGGAACACUUGGAAGCAUUUCGCCUCCUUUGUGACUUGCUGAGGAAACGGCUCUGGUGUGAAUAUCAAAGAAGGAAAUGAAAUAUUUAUAGAUACAUUUAUAGAUGUAAAAGCAAAAGUUGGAUGGGACAACCUGUUUCCCAAGAGGCAUCCCUUGACUAUUUCUUGGGUGCAGGAGGGUUCAAGCUGAGGCCUUUCUUGCUCUCUUGAGUGUGUGUAUGUAGUUUUUAAUGGUGCUCGUUGACAAUCAGUUUUCCUCAGCCAUCCUGAGAUUUUGCUUGCUGCUUUUGUACAUUCUAUGUCAUUGUUAAGGUGAUUCAGGCUCAGCUGUUUAUGCAUCCUGCCAUCUUCUGCCUGCUGAAUGCUGAAAACAAGUUUGGAUCUGUUGUCAGCCAGGACGGGAGAAGCUGGCUCUUGCCAAGAUCCAUCAUCACUCCUUGGUUUUUAUGAGGGUGCUUUGUUCUGGAGUGGGAGUGGGAGGCACAGUUUCUCAGAUAUUAUAAUAACGAGUCUUUCCGUCUUGUUGUAUAGUAAGUAGAGAAAGAGAGAGCCUCCCCCUACCAGCUCCCUGAGAAGACACUGCCACUAAAUGUUACUGUACUCUGGAAACAUGUAUAUACAACAGAUUGCAUUCUGUAGCCUGUGUGCAGUAGAGCUGUGGCUUCUGUCUGUUUCCUAGCUUAUGUGCCCAACACUCCUAGGGCGCACACAGAUAGUCUUACAUAUAUUCUAAGCAUUAA
This is a messenger RNA of Lacerta agilis (Sand lizard), 1845 nucleotides long. It is a transcript of the gene STUM, whose product is annotated as stum, mechanosensory transduction mediator homolog. NCBI's taxonomy places the organism in Eukaryota, Metazoa, Chordata, Lepidosauria, Squamata, Lacertidae. The transcript has 4 exons. The record is from RefSeq and is a predicted model, not a curated record. The coding region runs from base 356 to 784 and encodes 142 amino acids.